GGCUGGACAAUUUCAAUAUAUAUAAUUGAAGUAUAAGUAUGUCCCCAUUUGUCGAAUCUGCUGAUGUGAAUGAAGCCCGGUUAAAACGGAUCACGCCGUGGCACCGGCUUUACAACGUACUCGCUGGUCCUCGAUGUUUACAGGCUGAAACGGCUAAAGGAAAUGCUGACAAGGUGCGUCGCAGGUGGUUUGUGUGGAGGAAGACUUUUCAGGAGCCUUCAUCACAGGCCGUGUGCCUUUCGGCCUCUGCCUGUCGGAUUGCUCCGGCCUCAGCUCACCCCCGUUCGCCUGCUGUCUCCGGGGCAGCGUCCGUCUCGCCCUGGAGCCGAGCUGAAGCUGAGGACUCGGCUGUGGGUGACGCUGGUGAUCGGCGGGGGUCUGAUGGGCGCCUGGUGGUUUGUAUACCAGGAGAAGCAGCAGAAACUGCGGCAGCACCGCGUGGAGCAGCUGCGGCAGGUGGCGCUGGGCCAGGGCAGCUUCAGCCUGCUGGACCACAGGGGGAAGCGCAGGACCAAGCAGGAUUUCCUGGGCAGCUGGCUCCUGCUCUACUUUGGCUUCACGCACUGUCCUGACAUCUGUCCGGAUGAGCUGGAGAAGCUGAGUGCCGUGGUGUCUGCUCUGGACCAGGACACUUCACUGCCUCCGGUCCAGCCCCUGUUCAUCACAGUGGAUGCAGAGAGGGACGACGUGGAAGCACUUGCCCAGUAUGUCAAAGACUUCCACCCCCGUCUGAUGGGACUGACAGGAACGCCAGAGGAGGUCAAACAAGCUGGCCGGGACUACAGAGUGUACGCUGUAGCUGGACCCAAAGAUGAGGACGGAGACUACAUCGUGGAUCACACCAUCCUCAUCUACCUGAUCAGCCCUGAUGGGCUGUUUCUGGAUUAUUACAACAGGACAAAGGACCAGGAGCAGAUCACAGAGAGCAUCAGGAACCACAUGAAGACCUAUGUCAGACUCUGAACAAAGUACAAAGGUUUUACACUUGGUCAAGGAAAGCAAGCUUCAAUAAACCAGUAAUUCAUUAAAA
Molecule: messenger RNA, 1030 nt
Organism: Betta splendens (Siamese fighting fish)
Lineage: Eukaryota; Metazoa; Chordata; Actinopteri; Anabantiformes; Osphronemidae
Product: protein SCO2 homolog, mitochondrial-like
Exons: 3
Coding region: 163-963 (266 amino acids)
Biological process (GO): mitochondrial respiratory chain complex IV assembly
Source: RefSeq, a predicted model, not a curated record